UUACGUUUCCGCGCAACACAUUCGGACUGGAUUGGUUCGCGCCUGAUCUAUGCGCCUACGCGAAAAGUUAGCGACGCUCGCUUAGUCGAGUAUCUCGGCAAUGCGCUGUUGUUGAAGUCCCACUUCCCCGACUACCUUGCCGGCUUCGACUUGGUUGGCUAUGAGGCCGAGGGUCGCCCAUUGCGUGAUUAUGCUCGCGAGCUUCUCGCUGUACAAGAUGAAAUCAACUUCUAUUUUCAUGCUGGCGAAACCAAUUGGUAUGGCUCAAGCAUCGAUGAAAAUCUACUCGACGCUGUGCUACUCGGCACUAAGCGCAUUGGUCAUGGCCUGGCGCUGCUUAAGCAUCCCGAGGUGUUGCGUUUGGCGCGUUUGCGAAAUAUUGCCAUCGAAGUGAGUCCGAUAUCAAAUCAAGUGUUGCAAUAUGUUGGCGAUUUGCGAACUCAUCCCGCUGCGGUGCUGUUUGCGCAAAAUUAUCCAGUUGUGAUCGCUUCGGAUGAUCCAUCAUUUUGGAAGGCUACGCCGCUAACACAUGACUUCUAUGUGGCAUUUAUGGUGAUUGGCUCGCAGAAGGCAGAUCUUGGCAUGCUAAAGCAGUUGGCUUCGAACUCGAUUACAUAUGGGGCAUUUGAACAGGCUCAGCGGGAGAAAGCCUUUGAAAAAUGGAAUAAAAGAUGGGAGAAAUGGAUUGACGAUGUCCUGAGGUAGACGACAGGAUGCGAAUAAAAAUGUUUGUGUAUUUUCUAGUUUGAAAAUUUACAAUUUUCUCUGAUGAUUAAGAAUAA
Rhagoletis zephyria (snowberry fruit fly) is the source of this 782-nucleotide messenger RNA. Its product is annotated as adenosine deaminase CECR1-like. The record is from RefSeq and is a predicted model, not a curated record. Gene Ontology annotation, biological process: inosine biosynthetic process; adenosine catabolic process. Gene Ontology annotation, molecular function: adenosine deaminase activity. NCBI's taxonomy places the organism in Eukaryota, Metazoa, Arthropoda, Insecta, Diptera, Tephritidae.